CGUGCAUCCAGGAGCCGAAAAAAAAAAGAUUAACACCCUGUCCGCACACCCCUCCGCGCCCCUCGGGGCGCCGCCGCGGCUCCGCGAUCGCCCGCCGGACACCGAGCGAAAGGGAUUCGUCUGGAGGGCAAUUUCGGAUCGGGGGAGAUCUAUUGGAUUAGUGGGAUUAUCUGCCUGCAGACGGAGAGAAGUAGCGUUUGAUCAUUUCCAUUGCCUGCCUGAUGGUCGGAUUUACAUGGAGGUGGCUCGGCACGGAUGAGGCUGGAUUCCGGAUGGGGAUUUCCAGCCCCCCCUCCCCGCGCCCCGAUCCCGGGAAAGGGCAGAAAAAUAUAUAAAAAUCGGUAUAAUUGGGAAGUGUCCGGAGCACUAUCGGGAGCCCUCCCGCUCCCAGCGGCUGGGAGAGCCGGAGGAGGCGAAUCCAGCGGAUUACAGCUUCAUCUGCGAUUGCGGGAAAGCGGCCGUGAACUGGAUAUAGACCUGCGGCUAACUGGAUUUGAUUUAUAAGAGGGGAUUCUGCAGUAAAUGGCUGCUCUCUUCAUAUUGCUGCUAUGGAAAACAGAAUUGUCAAUAGGAUGUAGCCUGAUAAAUAGUGCUGAGUGAAGAUGCAGCUUCAAUAAGUGUGAAAUCAAUGGAAGAUACUUACCGCAUGAAAAGCCUUUUGAGAUUUUUCUGACAGGCGCCUAUUUAGGAAACUUGAUCCGUUUCCUCCGGUCGCCCUGUUUUUCCGCCAGUGGAUACAAAUCAGAUUGCUUCACUGCAGUCACACAACUGAUGUGGGACCAUGGCCUUUCCAAGAUCCACGUGGCUGAGCUGUGUGUGGAGAGCGACGGUGGUCCGCCUGCUGCACACGGGAUUGAAUGCCACUUUUGCUUUUUCUAUACUUGGGUUUUUGCUUCACGCUGCAGCUGUGUCCUCCCAAAAAUUGGAUGAUACCAACCCAGUGGUGACCACCAACUUUGGCAAGAUAAGAGGGAUUAAGAAGGAACUUAACAAUGAGAUUUUGGGACCCGUUAUUCAGUUUCUCGGGGUUCCGUACGCUGCCCCUCCGACGGGGGAGCGCCGCUUCCAACCUCCUGAGCCUCCAUCUCCCUGGGCAGAUAUCAAAAACACCACCCAGUUUGCUCCUGUGUGUCCCCAGAACAUUAUAGAAGGCAGGUUGCCUGAAGUCAUGCUUCCCGUGUGGUUUACUAAUAACUUGGAUGUAGUUUCAACCUAUGUACAAGACCAGAACGAAGACUGCCUCUAUUUAAAUAUCUAUGUCCCGACCGAGGAUGGUCCCCUUACAAAGAAACAGACAGAUGAUUUAGGUGAUAAUGACGGUGCUGAAGAUGAAGACAUUCGGGACAGUGGGGGACCUAAGCCUGUGAUGGUGUAUAUUCACGGAGGGUCCUACAUGGAAGGCACUGGAAAUUUGUAUGAUGGCAGUGUUCUAGCAAGUUAUGGCAAUGUGAUAGUCAUCACAGUCAACUAUCGCCUUGGGGUGCUUGGAUUUCUGAGCACUGGGGACCAAGCAGCAAAAGGAAACUAUGGCCUCCUUGAUCUAAUUCAAGCUUUGCGAUGGACUAGUGAAAAUAUUGGGUUCUUUGGUGGAGACCCAUUGCGAAUAACUGUUUUUGGAUCUGGGGCAGGCGGUUCCUGCGUCAAUCUCUUGACUUUAUCCCAUUAUUCUGAAGGUAACCGUUGGAGCAAUUCAACCAAAGGACUUUUUCAAAGAGCAAUAGCUCAGAGUGGAACAGCUCUCUCCAGCUGGGCAGUUAGCUUUCAGCCUGCAAAAUAUGCCAGGAUGUUGGCUACAAAAGUUGGUUGCAACAUGUCAGACACUGUGGAACUGGUAGAAUGUCUGCAGAAGAAGCCUUACAGAGAACUUGUCGACCAGGACAUCCAACCAGCAAGAUACCACAUAGCCUUUGGACCAGUGAUCGACGGCGACGUGAUACCAGACGACCCUCAGAUCUUGAUGGAGCAAGGAGAAUUCCUCAACUAUGACAUCAUGCUGGGAGUUAACCAAGGGGAAGGGCUGAAGUUUGUUGAAAACAUUGUGGAUAGCGAAGACGGCAUAUCAGCCAGUGAUUUUGACUUUGCAGUUUCUAAUUUCGUCGAUAACUUAUACGGAUACCCCGAAGGCAAAGACAUAUUGAGGGAAACCAUUAAAUUUAUGUACACAGACUGGGCAGACCGGCACAACCCCGAGACCAGAAGGAAAACGCUGCUGGCUUUGUUCACUGAUCACCAGUGGGUUGCACCAGCAGUGGCCACUGCAGAUCUUCACUCGAAUUUUGGAUCGCCUACGUAUUUCUAUGCCUUCUACCAUCAUUGCCAGACAGACCAGGUACCUGCAUGGGCAGAUGCAGCCCAUGGAGAUGAGGUUCCUUACGUACUAGGAAUCCCCAUGAUUGGUCCUACUGAGUUAUUUCCUUGUAAUUUCUCCAAAAAUGACGUCAUGCUAAGUGCAGUGGUGAUGACGUACUGGACAAACUUUGCAAAAACUGGUGACCCAAAUCAACCAGUGCCGCAAGACACAAAAUUCAUCCACACGAAACCAAAUCGUUUUGAAGAAGUAGCAUGGACCAGAUAUUCUCAGAAAGACCAGCUGUAUCUUCACAUUGGAUUAAAACCACGAGUUAAAGAACACUAUAGGGCCAAUAAAGUGAACCUUUGGCUGGAGCUGGUACCUCAUCUGCACAAUCUUAACGACAUUUCACAGUAUACCUCUACCACAACUAAAGUGCCAUCGACUGAUAAUACUUUCAGACCCACAAGGAAAAAUUCAGUUUCAGUUACUUCAGCCUUUCCUACAGCCAAACAAGAUGAUCCCAAACAACAACCCAGCCCGUUUUCAGUGGAUCAAAGGGACUACUCAACAGAAUUGAGCGUUACUAUCGCAGUUGGCGCGUCUUUGCUGUUCCUGAACAUUUUGGCCUUUGCAGCGUUGUACUACAAAAAGGACAAGCGGAGACAUGACGUCCACAGGAGAUGUAGCCCACAACGUACCACUACCAAUGAUCUCACCCAUGCACAAGAAGAGGAGAUAAUGUCCCUCCAAAUGAAGCACACUGACUUGGAUCAUGAAUGUGAGUCCAUCCAUCCACAUGAGGUGGUUCUCAGGACCGCCUGUCCCCCAGACUACACGCUAGCUAUGAGAAGGUCUCCUGAUGAUAUCCCCUUAAUGACACCCAACACCAUCACAAUGAUCCCCAACACUAUACCAGGGAUUCAGCCCCUACACACAUUCAACACAUUCACCGGAGGACAGAACAAUACUCUGCCCCAUCCUCAUCCCCACCCCCAUUCACACUCAACAACCAGGGUAUAGCCAGACAAGACGAAACAAACUUUAUUUUUUGAUGGAUUACAGUAGGUGAUAUUACUGAAGAUUACUUGGCUUUCAACCUACAAGACUCUUACUAUUUAAAUAUGGAGGAAUAUUAUGUGAAUAUACA
Messenger RNA from Ficedula albicollis (Collared flycatcher), 3440 nucleotides. RefSeq names its product neuroligin 1 (gene NLGN1). The record is from RefSeq and is a predicted model, not a curated record. The transcript has 7 exons. Bases 782 to 3313 code for a protein of 843 amino acids. Gene Ontology annotation, molecular function: neurexin family protein binding; signaling receptor activity. Gene Ontology annotation, biological process: synaptic vesicle endocytosis; modulation of chemical synaptic transmission; presynaptic membrane assembly. NCBI's taxonomy places the organism in Eukaryota, Metazoa, Chordata, Aves, Passeriformes, Muscicapidae. Gene Ontology annotation, cellular component: cell surface; postsynaptic specialization membrane; synapse.